UGGUUUUACGGUCAUUGGACAUUUUCCCUAAAAGCUUCAUUAACAACACUGCAGAACGACAAUGUUAUAGUUUGUGGAAAAUGACAGAUAGACCUCUCCACUCGCAUAUAAAGAAUCCAGUUAUUUUAACAAUAAGUGAUGGAAAGACUGAGUUUCACUCAGGAUGCCGAGUUAUCGAUAUAAACUUUCCAAAUAUCACAAACCCAGAGAGUAGCAAUCCAAUUUCUGUUUCAAUAUGUGAAAGGGUUGGAGAAAUUCACUUUAAGAACAGUUACACAGCUUUCAUAACUGUAAAAGCCAAGUUUAAAGCUCAGGCAGAAAAUGGUGAGGUUGGAGGUGAUGCUAAAUGGAAAACUUGUGUCAGAAGAUUUAGGCUGAUGCCAAACCCACAUAUGGAAGAAGGUUCCCAAGAUUACUUCUGUCUUGGCAAGAAACAUUUUAUGAAUGAACUGAGCAAUAUAAUUCAAUUACGUGUGAUAUUACAACAGCCGUCACCUGUAUGGAAAGAUUUUAGAAUUGAAGAAUUGAAGUUAUACAGAUCAGCAGAGAUGAAUAAAACACCAGCACUACCAUCCUGGCUGAUAGAAGAUUCAGGAAAAUCAAAAAAAUCUGAUAAUGACCUAGAUAAUGACUCUUUUUGUGACAAAUUACGAUCUGAGCGUUCUCCUUGUUUGGCGAGUGUCCCUAACUUGGAAGCAAUAUCAUCAAGUCUACAGCAUCUUUGGGCAUUGGCAGAAGAAGUAGGUGCCAAGCAGACAGAAAGAGCCCUAGGAAGAUAUGAGGUUGAUGGAUGUUAUGAGAUUAAUUUAUUGUCCUAUACAUGAUGUGUGUGAUGUGCAUGAUGUGUAUGAUGUGUACAGUACCAGUGACCUUCAAGUAUAUUCAAAGUCAAUAACAAGGAGACAGAAAACACAAAAAAAACUUUUGCAUGUAUCCUAUUCAUUUUCAUACAUGUUUUGCAAACAUUGUACAAAAAUUUGUACAACUCAUAAUAAAUUUCAGUGUUUUA
Mytilus trossulus (common blue mussel) is the source of this 1009-nucleotide messenger RNA. Its product is annotated as nicolin-1-like. Bases 81 to 824 code for a protein of 247 amino acids. The record is from RefSeq and is a predicted model, not a curated record. The transcript is spliced from 9 exons. Gene Ontology annotation, cellular component: nucleoplasm. NCBI's taxonomy places the organism in Eukaryota, Metazoa, Mollusca, Bivalvia, Mytilida, Mytilidae.